Molecule: messenger RNA, 1386 nt
Organism: Closterium sp. NIES-65
Lineage: Eukaryota; Viridiplantae; Streptophyta; Zygnematophyceae; Desmidiales; Closteriaceae
Source: the annotation of a GenBank genome assembly
AUGUACAUCACUCUCUACUUCAUCGUCACCCACCUCCCCGACUCUCUUAGCGCAGUCAGAGACCUCCUUCUCGCCCUUGACCCCACUGACCUCACUGUCGACCUGCUCGAGAAGCACCUCCUUGCAAUUGAGACCAGCAUAGUCGCUGUAGGCGCUUCUCGUGGCACUCCUCGCACUCCCUUCUUUGAGAGGUGUUCCCCCUCCCCCCUUGUCCCCUCUGUCGCUUCUGCUACUGCUGUUGACUUCCUUCGUGCUGAGGAGGUCGGGGUUAUGUCUGCUCCUAGUGGGAGGCGCCGCAGCGGCAAGGGCAAGGGAGGCCAGGGUGGUGGGGGUGGCAGUAGUGGAGGCGGUGGUGGGGGCGGUGGAGGCGGUGGAGGUGGCGGUAGUGGCGGAGGGAGUGGUGGUGGGAGUGGAGGCGUUGGUGGCGGCGGUGGUGGUGGCACCGGGAGUGGUGGCAGCGGUAAUGGUGGCGGCAGUGGUAGUGGUGGAGGCGGCAUUGUUGGCGGCCGGGGUGGAGCUUUUCAGAGAGGAGAAUCUGGCGGUGGCCAGAGGCAGCAGCAGCAGCGUUCGAGCAAGACCCCUACGCCCCAGCAGCUUCGUGGGUGGUUUGCUCAGCCACCACAGUUACACCACUCCCUGCACCUGUUGAAGUCGGACUGGCUGACCCCUAAGGGGGCCCAGUUCUUGCCCGUUCCUCCAUUGUUCUUCCGUGUCUGGCGGUUUCGUCCGGCUCACUCUCGAGUCUUCACCUACCCUCGUUCUCUACGAACUUGGUCUCUGCCUCCCCUCCCACCCUCCCCUGCCCCUCCCUGCCUUCCCUGUGUUGAGGGGCGGCAGCGCGCCGCUCCUCACUCCUCGUUUCCCCCGACGACUGCUCCCCUGCAGACUCUCCACAUGGACUCUUUCACGCUUCCGGCCUCUCCGCAGCAGAAUGGGGUUGCUGAGCGCUGCAUUGUCUUAGUCAUGGAGGUCGCUCUUACCUCCAUGAUCCAUGCGGCUGCUCCCCAUUUUCUGUGGUCGUUUGCGGCCCGGUACGCUGCGCAACAGCUCAACCUCUGGCCCCGUAUUCCCUUGCCGGAGACCUCGCCGACACUGCGUUUGACGGGAGAGGUUGGCGAUGCGUCGGUGUUUCGGGUCUGGGGAUCUCGUGCCUUUGUCCGCGAUACCACCACAGACAAGCUCUCCUCCCGCACCAUUCCCUGUGUCUUCCUUGGCUUUCCCCCAGACGCGCCUAGCUGGCAGUUUUACCACCCCACCUCGUGCAGUGUCCUGCCUUCUCAGGACGUCACAUUUCACAAGUCGGUACCCUUUUACCAUCUCUUCCCCUACCGCACUACCCCUCUCCUUCCCUGCCGCUCUUCCUCGCACCAGGUCCCCCUCCGGUAG